Messenger RNA from Owenia fusiformis, 1403 nucleotides. Lineage: Eukaryota; Metazoa; Annelida; Polychaeta; Sabellida; Oweniidae. The record is from the annotation of a GenBank genome assembly.
AGGAUGCUGAACAGAAAAGUGAUGAAGAUCAAGGAAAUAUGGAGGAUGCUGAACAGAAAAGUGAUGAAGAUCAAGGAAAUAUGGAGGAUGCUGAACAGAAAAGUGAUGAAGAUCAAGGAAAUAUGGAGUGUUCUUCCUCCAUUUGUUGGAAUAGAGGAGAGGAGGUAUUAGGAUGUGCCUCAUGUCCACGAUGGCUGCACUACAGAUGCCUUGGCAUCCCAAAAGGAACUCUAGAACAGCUAGGCAUCACAUGGAAAUGUUGCAGCCCCCAAAUGUCACAAAGUAUUAUAAGACUACCUGUGGGUUUUGCCUUGACAACGGAUGAGAUUGCCCAAUUCCAGCCUGGGGGAUGUUGCACUAUGGAUGGAAUUAAUUUUUUCAUUUUCACCCAGUGCAGGUUCAACAGCACAUUAGUGCUGAAUGCUACCACUUCCCAACUGUUCCUCAAUGACAUCUCGUAUGCUGGCCAUGAGGAAGUUCACCGGAGAUGGAACCCUUUCCUUGGUUCCACUGUUGAACAUGUUGUGGUUCCAGUCCUCCAUUCGGAGCACUGGAUCCUUCUACAUUACGCUGUUGGAGAAAGGAUGGUAAAGUGCUAUGAUUCGCUAAACACAGGAAAGGCGAUGAAGACCUCAUACCAACAAUAUAUCUGCAGAUUUGUAAAAUAUUUCAAUGGCAUAAGUAGGACAUUUGGUUUUGAGCCUCUAAAUGAGGUGGGGAUAAGAGUCAUAAGUCAAAAGUGUACCCAACAAACAAAUGGUACAGACUGCGGGUUUGCAGUUAUGAAGAAUAUACAUUGUAUUGGUCAGGGCCUUCCAACAGUGUACAAUGAGAAGGAAUUCGCUGGAGUGAGGAGGCUUCUUCUUCAAUCGACAUAUGGAAUGUUAUAGACAAUAGUAAAAGUUGUAUAAACUCUACAAAAAUACUGAUGGAAGUGUAGAAACAGCAAAUUUGAAUAUCUUGUUAUGAUAUAUUACUUUUGAAAUAUGUCUUUACCUUGUCCAUGUUAAUGGUCCAAUCUCAUAAAUCUGGUCAUCCUCCAUGUAUAUGUCAUUAUGUUCUGACAUUAUACACUGAAUAAUAGCUCAUGCCUAAAGCCUAUUGAUAAGACUAGUACAUGUGAUAUUUUGGCAAUCUUUAUUUUAUUUUAUUAUUACAUGUUACAAACUUUACUCCAAAUGUGUUUAGUUGCAGUGUAUCAAUAUGAAUAUAUCUUAAGGGUAUGCUUUUUCCCAGCUGUGAGACAUACUGUAAGAGCCACAGAUGUGUCAAAAUGAGGUUCUACUUGGAUUGCCUAAAUGACUAAGACCAGCUUAAAUUUCAUUGGAAUGACAUUGUUUUGUUUUGUUUUUAUAAUUCUGUUAUUAAUGAUUCUAGAAUAUAAUCUUCAUAACAACACAGCA